Phalaenopsis equestris is the source of this 1404-nucleotide messenger RNA. Its product is annotated as transmembrane protein 120 homolog. NCBI's taxonomy places the organism in Eukaryota, Viridiplantae, Streptophyta, Magnoliopsida, Asparagales, Orchidaceae. Bases 125 to 1258 code for a protein of 377 amino acids. Gene Ontology annotation, cellular component: membrane. The transcript has 10 exons. The record is from RefSeq and is a predicted model, not a curated record.
UCGCUCCGCUUCUCUCCGCACGUGUCUCCGCACGCGCCAUCUGUAGAGGUUUCGGGGUUCCCCGACCGUAAUUAUUUCCAUAUCCAAGUCGCAUCGUCCCCGCGCGGCUAAGAACAGGAGGGCGAUGAGUGACAGCGCCGACGGCGGCGGCGGAGCCGACCGCGCUCAGAACUCCGAUCACCUACGUCUUCAAUACGAAGCAUCGCGGGUUUCAGAUGUCGCUCGCGAGCUCCAGGAUUCGGCUUCGGAACUCAUAUCCCGCACCUGGAACGAGGAGCAAUCCCUCCGCCAGCGCGCCCUUGCCCUUGAAUCCGACCUCCGUCGACUCCAAUCCUCUCUCUGCACCGCCUCCAAAUCGCCCUUCUUCGACCACAAAUUAACGGAGAAGGUGGUAGAGGAGAUCUACAAGGCGAAAUGCCUGCUUAGCGAUGGAGAUGCGGCGUUCCUUCUUCCUAGCAAGGAUCACGGUCGUUUCUUGAACUUAUUCCUUGGGCCUAUAAACGUUCGCGCGAGGCGGAAAGAGGUGCGGCUGAAGGUCAAAGAGGAGUACAACAGCUACAGGGAUAGAACGGCAUUUCUGUUCCUUCUAUUUCCGUCCCUGUUGAUUUUCUUAAGGUCUUGGAUGUGGGAUGGAUGCUUUCCAGCAUUGCCUGUUCAGCUAUAUCAGGCUUGGCUCUUAUUUCUCUACACCAGUUUAGCUUUGCGGGAAAAUAUAUUGAGAGUUAAUGGAAGCGACAUUCGUCCCUGGUGGGUAUAUCAUCACUAUUGUGCCAUGUUGAUGGCUCUUGUUAGUCUCACUUGGGAGAUAAAAGGGAAUCCUAACUGUGCCAAUAAGCAGAAAGGGGUGCAACUAUUUUUGGUAUGGGCUAUCAUGCAAGGUUUUGCCAUGCUCCUUCAAAAUAGAUAUCAACGUCAACGAUUAUAUACUCGCAUAGCUUUGGGAAAGGCAAAGAGAAUGGAUGUAGUCUGGGGAGAAACUGCUGGUGUUGAAGGUCAAUUGUGGCUUUUAUACCCUAUACUCUUCAUCUUGCAGGGCUUUGAAGCUUAUGUCGGAAUGCUCCUACUCCGCACCGCUUUUGUCGGCGUAAUUUCCGAGUGGCAGGUUGUGGUUUGUGGGGCUCUUCUUGUCCUAAUGGCAGUGGGCAAUUUCGCCAACACAGUUGAGACUCUCUUGGCAAAAUCAAGAUUCAAAGCCAUGAAGAGGAGUAAGAGCAAAAGUGAUCUUGAUCAGUUGCCUUCACCCACAUAUUUGAGAUAAGAAAAAAAAAAAAAUUGAGAAAUUUGUUUUUGGUCCUGCUAAGUUAAUAUUUAUAAAUUGAGUAUUGAUUAUUAUUAUGUCCAUCUUAUAAUUAAAAUCAACCCUGUAAAAUAUUAUUUGAUUUAGCUACAUGUGUCUUUUUGUAA